AUCAGUAGUUGGGAACACUUGUCCGCGCGCGCUGCUGCACCUCCUCACAGUGCAUCCACGGACUCCUCAGGUGAUGACAGGGAGAGCGCUCCUCACUCAGAAUGAAAUUUUUCUAACACACCCCAACCCUGCAUCAGUUUAGAAUGGAGACGCGUCUUGGUAAGUGGGGGUUUACCCCUUUCCCUGGGUGGAUUUGGCUCUUGAUCAUAACUUCCCUCCUGGGUGGAACAAAAGCGGAGGUGAGGUGCAUUCCCUCCUGUCAGCUGCCGCUAAACUCGGCAUCGUACUGGGAGCCAAAUGAGUUGGAUUUGGCGGAUUUUGGCGCUGCUGCUGCUGAAGAUUUGGUUGGAAUUAGCGAGGGGUCACUCGACGCCAGCGGGGACGAAAGGCACAACGCGGUGGAAUUAAGUGCUGAAGAAGAAAGUUCAUUCAACGUGCAGCUGCAAAUUGAGGAAACAUUUACAAACAGUAUGCGGAGGGACAACUUAAAAGGUCAUCCAAAACUUUCCCAGCUUUCUGGAAGUGCUUUACGCGAGCCUGACCUCCCCUUUAAGAAUAAAAACGACAGCAGCAACAGUGAUGACACAUUCCAUGGCAUUUAUGCCCCAAACGGGGAUAUCCCGAUGAUGGAAAACAGAGAUGUGGCCACAUGGAGACGAUUGCGGCGCGCCAGGAGCGCGGAGACUUGGUCUGGAUUCAGAGCUGAGGGCGUGGACGACGCACCAAUUCUGGAUCAGGAGGAGUUUCAGCUCACAAGUUCAAUAUUUGCUCUUAGCGGAGACACAGCUCACAACCAGGCGAUGGUGCACUGGUCCGGGGAAAACAGCAGCGUGAUUCUCAUGUUGACAAAAUACUUUGACUUCAACUCUGGCAGAGUGACAGAGAGCUCUUUGUGGAGAUCAACGGAUUAUGGGACCACAUAUGAAAACCUUAAUGAGAAAGUUGGUAGCAAAACCAUACUGAGCUACUUGUAUGUGAGUCCAAACAACAAAAGGAAGAUAAUGUUACUGACUGACCCAGAGGUAGAGAGCAGCCUGCUCAUUAGCCUCGACGAGGGGGCGACCUAUCAGAAACACGGCUUAACCUUUGAUAUCCUCAGCCUGCUUUUUCAUCCCGAGCAGGAGGAUUGGAUCUUGGCUUACAGCCACGACCAAAAGCUCUAUGUGUCUGUUGAGUUUGGGAGGAGAUGGCAGUUUGUGCACGAUAACGUCGUCCCCAACAGAUUCUACUGGUCCAGGCUAGGUUUGGACAAAGAGCAAGGACUGAUUCACCUGGAGAUCCAAGUUUCUGAUGGACGGUCACAGUAUGUAACUUGCAAACUCCAGAACUGCUCUGACGGAAACAAGGGCAAGCCUUUCCCUGGAUUUAUCAUCCCGAACUCCCUCGUAGUUCAGGAUGAAUACGUUUUCAUCCAGGUAUCAGUAGGUGGUCAGUCUGUCCAUUAUGUGUCAUAUAAAAGAAAUGCUUUCUACCCAAUGAAGCUCCCUAAAUACGCUCUUCCCAAGGAUCUGCAGAUAAUCAGCACGGACGAUAACCAAGUGGUGGCGGCGAUUCAGGACUGGCAUCAGAACGAUUCCUAUAACCUGUACAUGUCUGAGUCCAGAGGGCUGUUCUUCAUGCUGAUGCUGGAGGACGUAGUGAGCAGUGGAGGACCCGAGGACAACGUCAUGAUAGACCUCUAUGAGGUUGCCGGGAUUAAAGGGGUGUUCCUGUCAAAUAAACUUGUUGAGAACCAAGUGAAAACUUAUAUCACAUACAACAAGGGAAGAGACUGGCGUCUUCUUCAGGCUCCAGCAACCGAUCUCCAAGGAAACAAGGUCUAUUGUGAACAACCCUACUGUUCGCUGCAUCUGCACCUUCAUGUUUCGGAAAACCCUUACGCCUCGGGAAAUAUUGUCAGUAAAGAUUCAGCUCCAGGAGUUAUAAUAGCGUCAGGUGUGGUUGGACCUGAGCUGAUCAAUACCAAUGUCAGCAUUUUCAUUACAUCUGAUGCUGGAAACACCUGGAAAGAGGUUUUUCAGGAAGAGUACAGUGUGUUUUUCCUGAAUCAAGGGGGGGCCCUGGUGGCCAUCAGACACACCCCUCUGCCAAUUAGACAUAUUUGGCUGAGUUUUGACGAGGGCGGAAACUGGGACAAGUAUAGCUUCACCUCCUCUCCCCUGUAUGUCGAUGGAGUGCUUGGAGAGCCUGGAGAAGACAUCCUCAUUAUGACAAUAUUUGGUCAUUUCAGUCACAGGGCUGAGUGGCAGCUUGUCAAAAUCGACUUUCGCUCCAUUUUCCAACGUCGGUGUGGAUCCGAAGACUAUGUCACAUGGCAGUUACACAACCAGGGGGAAGUGUGCAUCAUGGGAAUGAAGAGAUUCUUUCAAAAACUGAGAGCGAACGUUCAAUGUGUCAAGGCCGGAGAUCAAUUUAUUUCCCAGAUGUCCGACUCCUGCCUGUGCACAGAAGCGGACUUUGAGUGUGACUAUGGGUUUGAGAGGCAGGUCGAUGGAAGCUGUGCUCCGGCUUUCUGGUUUGUUCCUUCAGCAACAUCUCCUGACUGCACAACAGGGGACACCUUCCUCAAUACGACGGGAUACCGAAAAGCUCUUUCCAACAAGUGCACCGGAGCAAGUCUUUCAAAGUACAGCCCCAGGCAGGAGAAGUGUCCCAGUCAGGCCCCCAAAGGUCUGCAGCUCUUCACCAGCGAAGGAACACUUGUAGCAACUCUGGGGAGCAACGUGACCUUCUUAGUCUUUCUAGAAGAGGGUCUUGGCUCCAUGACAAGUGUAACAGUGGACUUUGGUGACGGAACGGCAAUAUCCUACGUUAAUAUAAGCUCCAUCGAUGAUGGAGUCAAGCAUAUCUACAGUAAAGUGGGGAUUUACCAAGUUUCAGCUACAGCGAGCAAUAACCUGGGUUCAGAUAGAGUCAUCCUCUACCUCCAUGUGUCCUGUCAGCUGGAGCAGGUGGAGCUCAUGGCUCCUUUGGUGGUGGUCAAGAACAGAGCAGUAAAUUUCACGACAGUGUUGCAUCCCGCUAACGUGGGAACGAUCACGUAUUUCUGGUGGUUUGACAACAAAACUGAGCCAAUUGUGACCCUCGAUGGAGCCGUUUCCUUUGCUUUCUCCAAAGAAGGCUAUCACAGUGUAACCGUUCAGGCUCUAGCUGGAAAUGCUGUCCAUCAGGACCAAAGGAUGGUAGCAGUUUAUGAUUAUUUCCAAUCACACGUUUUGGCCUUUUCUUCUAAUCUGGAUGAUCUGAACCCGGGGGUGUCCGAGUGGAGGGAGGAUGUCAGCAGGGUUGUGAAGAGCCGCAUGGUCCAGGUCACAGGAAUCAGUGAGAAACAACUCUUGGUCGCAGUCCUUCCAGGCGUACCAACCACAGCGGAGAUUUUCAUCGUGUCUGAGAGGGCGUCAGCCGAGAGGCAGCUGAAUGAAAAGUGGGUGCACCUGAGUCAGCUUUCUCAGGUUCUGCUGAGUGCUUUGAACCAAGACCUGAUCCAGUUCACGCUCAAACCGGGGGUGCAAGUUAAUGUCUAUGCCACCUGGCUGUCUCCAGCUCCUCUUGUGGACAGUGGUGACAGUCUGCACAGUGGUAUUGCAGUCAUCAUGCUAGUGUCGGUGGUUCUGGCAAUCCUGGCAGUCUUUUUGGUAUAUAAAUUUAAAAGGAAGUUUCCAGGCAUGAACACAUACGCCACAGAGCAGCCGGAUAAAGAGCAAGAGGUGAUCCCUGCAGUGACCUCUUUAGCAGUUCCAGACCCCGAGGAGGACAAAAUGACCUCCCUGGUUCAUGUGGAUGUACAGCUGGACUCUAAAAGCAGAGGCUACCUGCCAUCUCACACAGACAUCAAGCUCUCUGACGAGGCGCCCCAUGUGUUUUAAUGUUGGGAGUCUAUGACCGACUCGAAAGCAAUACAUCUUCUUUGGCAGUUACUUCCAGUAAGCUACGAGAGCGCGGUCACAAUGAAUGGUCUCAAGUGUUUUGCUACCCAUGCAUGGAUGGACCAGUUCACACUGUGCUGCCUAAAUCCCUCCAAGGAGACUGUACAGAUUUAUACUUGCCUCUUGAAAAGGAACACUUUUUGACUGAAAUACUUGUAUUUUUGCAAGGACAUUGAUCUUUUUAUGUAAAUAAUGUACAUCCAUAAUGGAAGAAGUAAAGUUAUUUGUCUCAGCUGGUUACAGCUACGUUUGCUCAAACAGGAACACAUCAUGCGCGAGGAGGCGAGGGACGUGUCAUAAUGUAUGGAAAAAACAAAUUCCCAUUUUUGACUUGUGUUUGUGAAGUUUACUUUCCACAACUGUGCAAAGCUAGCUUAUCGGCGUAAGACAGUGAGAGAAGCAAAUUCAUUAAGCUCUUUGCAAUCAGUACAUCUUAUCACCAAAUUCUCAUCAGAUGAAGGCUCGCAAUAUCCAGGAGAUGAUGGAGGACUCCCUGUCCCAGAUCUGUGUAUUCCAUCAAGCUUGUCUCUGCAGCUCGAAAUGUUAUGUGUCAACGCAAAAAAAAAAAAAUAACAGAAGAUUAUUACAGAUAGGUAUGCACAGAAGAUGAGAAUCUGAGCUGUCCCUCUUGUAUAGGAGACACAAAUAAGUCAGUUUAGGAAAAGUGAAGAAACAGAAAUCUGGCUCUGGCUGAUCUAAAUCAUUCAUAUAGUUUAUUAUUGCAACAAGACUCCUAUAUGUGAAUGUUAUUUGCUUUUUUUUUUGGUGGCAAACUAAUGCCUGUUGCCAAUUGUGUCCAUACUUUGAUUUCAGCAAAGACAAAAUUUUAAUUUACUGAAUAAUUUCAAGUAAAUCCUGCAGCACAGGAGAUGUUUAUCAUAAUGCAAAAACGGUGUGCAGUGCCAAAUGUGGAGUUUUAAUUAGUUGAGUCAAGGUUUGUUUAUACAAAAAGACUCCUUGACACAAUUUCAUAAACUAUUUCCCCCUGUCUUUGAUCUCUGAAAGUUUUGGAGCCUUUAAACUAAGUUUCUUUUUGUCUCGGUUUAUACCACAUUGUUUACCCACCAACACGACACCAACCUUAAAAAGCAGUUUCCCAAGCUUCCACAGAUGCAGAGGAGCACUCGGUCUGUUCGAGGUUUGCCCCUAAGGACUCAGCGGACAAAAGGCUGCAGAUUUGUUCAUCUCCUCCGCUGCGAGGGACACUGAGAUAGAGAAGACGUAUCUCCUGUCAGCACAGCUCAGCCUACGCACACAGCUUCGGUCAGCUGCUGUCUCUUCGGAAUAAGUACUGAGGUUCUUCUUCAUCAGACUUUUCUUUUUAAGUGUUGGCAGCAUCAUAUGUCAGUAAGACAAAUCGGCUACAGGCUUCUCCAUACUUCUUCCUCGCAAUCUUCUGAUUGAGCCAGAAGCAUAAAUAAACUAGGAUGAACUCUCAACAUAAGAAUUUUUUCUUUUCUUUCACUUAUGUUAUUUUGUGCUGGUUCCAUAUCUUUAGGUUCCAUUAAUUUUCCUGUUAAUACAGUUAUAUUCAAAGUUGCAUGGGGUUUCAUUUUCUCUUUCGAGCUCCUUGAAACUUGUUUCCGAAGGGGAAAAAAAAAGUGUUAAAAAAUGUGGAGUAAUUUUUUUUGUUUCUUGAGAAGCUGACCAACUUUUUCAUAUCAAGUGACGUGAUUAUCCGGUGAAUUGUUUCUGUGUUUUUCAUUCGAUCUUGCUGAAGUUACCAUGGUUGCAGAAUAAAGAAAAAAAAAACA
Messenger RNA from Oryzias latipes (Japanese medaka), 5680 nucleotides. Its product is annotated as VPS10 domain-containing receptor SorCS1. Lineage: Eukaryota; Metazoa; Chordata; Actinopteri; Beloniformes; Adrianichthyidae. Gene Ontology annotation, biological process: post-Golgi vesicle-mediated transport. Gene Ontology annotation, cellular component: Golgi apparatus; membrane. Gene Ontology annotation, molecular function: protein binding. The record is from RefSeq and is a predicted model, not a curated record.